CACACCUCACCAAGCGCUCCUUCACCCAACUCCUCUCCUCUGACUCCAUGGAUUAGGAGCUUUUCGGCAAGUGAAUGUCUGGAGGAGAUAAAAUGCUGAGUUGCCCUGCUGAGGUGCACAGCGCCGGGAGGCGCUGCAAUGUUUAGUGUGGAGGAAUCCCGUUGGACUGUCUCCAUGCAGAUGACCAGUGAUGGCCACGACGGCCGACCCCACAGAAGAAUCAGUUGAUGAAGUGGUCAGUGAGCACAUUUUUAACACCCUGGAAAGAAUCCUUUUGACCUUUUUCCUGGGAUCUGUUAUCAUUAUGACCGUCCUUGGUAAUUUGCUGGUGAUGGUGGCUCUAUCAAGAGACAGGCAACUGAGGAAGAAGAAGACCAACUACUUCAUUGUCUCCCUGGCAUUUGCAGACCUCCUGGUGGCUCUUUUAGUGAUGCCAUUUGCAGCGAUAGAACUCACCACAGGCCACUGGAGCUUGGGAGAGACGUUCUGCCUGGUUCGCACUUCGCUGGAUGUGCUGCUUACCACAGCAUCCAUACUGCACCUGUGCUGCAUUGCCCUGGACAGGUACUAUGCAAUCUGCUGCCAGCCGCUGGUCUACAGAAACAAGAUGACACCGGUGAGAGUGUCUCUGAUGUUGGGGGGAUGUUGGGUUAUCCCCUUGUUCAUCUCCUUUCUGCCCAUCAUGCAGAACUGGAACGCCAUUGGCAUCGAGGACAUUAUUGAAGAAAGGAAGCUCAGCCAUGGCUCAAACAGAACAUCCUGCAUAUUCAUGGUGAACCGACCCUACGCCCUCGUCUGCUCAGCCGUGGCCUUUUAUGUGCCUCUGGGCCUGAUGAUCCUUGCUUACCAGCGCAUCUAUGUCACGGCUAUGGAGCACGCUCGGCAGAUCCGGAUGCUGAGGCGUGCCGGAUCCACUCCCAUUUCCACUUACUACAGUCAUGAACACCCCGGCUCCAGCCGCAUGAAGAUCGAGACCAAGGCGGCCAAGACGCUAGCAGUCAUUAUGGGCUGCUUCUGCUUGUGCUGGGCACCAUUCUUCAUCACUAAUGUGUUGGACCCCUUCAUCCAAUACAGCGUGCCAUGGCAGAUGUGGACCACAUGGCUGUGGCUGGGAUACAUUAACUCGGGUUUAAAUCCAUUCCUCUAUGCCUUCCUAAACCGGGCUUUUCGCAGAGCCUUCCUUAUGAUCCUGUGCUGUGGGGACAUGCGCUAUGCCCGCCAGGGAAGCUUUAGCCCAAGCAGAGCUUGCUCAGCAUCUGUGAACGGAACAUCUAUAGCACUCAGGAGCACACUUAUCGAGAUGCCAUCUCCAGUUCUGCCGGAGCUCCUACCAUACAGAUUCAAUGGGCAGGCCCAUAAUAAUAGGUUGUCGUUUCUUCCAAAUGGAAGCUACAGUGAUACCGGCAAACGAAUCCUUUCCAGUGAACAGGAAUCUCAGGAUUCUGCUGGCAUUUUGUAACUAAGACAAUACAAACUUACAGGUGGAAGCAACCCGUUUCUACAAACCAGCAUCCAUAAGUGGCAUCCAUCGCUGCUUUAGCUAAGCCAGACAUCCUUCAGUGCCCUAAUACACAUGGAUUUUUACCUUCAGUGACAAACUUGGCAGUUGAAUCAUUACAAUGAAUAUAAAGGCGCAUCUUACACACUUUGCCCAGGUGAUGGUAAAGGGUAAGCCAAGUAUAACAGCAUAUGAGAGAUGUUUAGCAUCAUGUGAGUGAGCAUAACGACAUAAAGGAAAAAAAACAAAAAAAAAACAAUAGUGGAUGCUGCAAAGAAAAGCUGACCUCUCAUUGACCAGAUAUAAUUUCAAAGAAGCUACGAGGAGUCUUCUCCAUUUCUCUGUUAUAGAAUUGACACUGUCAGGUGUAAUUGUUGGGGAAUGAUUACAAGUGAAUUGUACAGUAUCAGAGUGAGACAUGUGGCUUGAACUGAGAUUACUUAAAGAAAAAUGUACACAAUUUUCCUCAUACCCCAAACAUAGACCUUUUAGCGUCAGACAUUCAUGAUUAAGUCAAUAAAUUAGUAAUGCAUUUAGAGCACUAAUCUCAGAUCAACAAGGGUCCUUUAUGUAAACCAGUCUGCUUUUACACCUGGCUUUCUUCUCCCCUUUAGAAACAAUGCUAAAAAAAAAAAUUGCCAUUCAAUAUGUCCACUGUAACCAUAGCAAAAAGCUUCGAACCUAGCUAGCAUCACAGGAGGAUGAAGGGUGAAAGCAGCUUUAAUCUUUUAGCUCCAGUGCAAAUUUUGGACACAAAUGACCAUGUCUUAACCCAACUUUGUACAACUCUAAACUAAACUGUUUUAAAGCAAACUUUUCCCAUCAACACACUAAAGAUCAGAGAGUAGUAGAUCCAAAUUCCUCCUUAAAUUAUUUAUUUUUGUGUACAGUUUUGGCUUCAGACACAAGGAGCAAUGACAUUUGUCACUGUGUGACAUUUCAGAUUGAACCUUAUUGUAUUCUCUGGUAUGUUUUUUGUGUUGAAUAUUGU
Messenger RNA from Clarias gariepinus (North African catfish), 2489 nucleotides. Its product is annotated as 5-hydroxytryptamine receptor 4. Gene Ontology annotation, molecular function: G protein-coupled serotonin receptor activity. The transcript has 8 exons. Gene Ontology annotation, cellular component: plasma membrane. Bases 191 to 1459 code for a protein of 422 amino acids. The record is from RefSeq and is a predicted model, not a curated record. Gene Ontology annotation, biological process: adenylate cyclase-activating adrenergic receptor signaling pathway; chemical synaptic transmission; regulation of appetite. NCBI's taxonomy places the organism in Eukaryota, Metazoa, Chordata, Actinopteri, Siluriformes, Clariidae.